AUGCAGAAAGCGACCUACUACGAUAACACAGCAGCUCUGUUUGGAGGUUAUUCCUACCCUGGCAGCAAUGGCUUCGGUUACGACGGGCCCACCCAGCCCCCCUUCCAAUCCGCCACGCAUUUGGAAGGAGACUACCAGCGUUCGGCCUGCUCACUCCAGGCUCUGGGCAACACGACCCCCCAUGGCAAAAGCAAAGAGUUGAACGGCAGCUGUAUGAGGCCUGGCUUGGCCCCGGAGCACCACUCGGCCCCCCCUCCGGGUUCGCCCCCUCCCAAUGCCGCCCCAACCAGCACCAGUAGCAACAGCAAUAAUGCCAGUGGGCCCAGCAAAAAUGCUCCCCCCAAAUGCGGCCCCGGCUCCAACUCCACCCUCAGCAAACAGAUUUUUCCCUGGAUGAAAGAGUCAAGGCAAAACUCCAAACUGAAAAACAGCUCCCCCAGCACAGAAAGCUGCGGCGGCGGCGGUGGCAGUGGUGGAGGCGGCGGAGGCGGAGGGGGUGGGGGUGGUGGGGGAGGCGGGGGAGGGGACAAGAGCCCGCCAGGAUCCUCGGCCUCCAAACGAGCCCGGACAGCCUACACCAGCGCUCAGCUGGUGGAGCUGGAGAAGGAGUUUCAUUUCAAUCGCUACCUGUGCCGGCCUCGCCGGGUGGAAAUGGCCAACUUACUCAACCUGAGCGAGCGCCAGAUCAAGAUUUGGUUCCAGAACCGGCGGAUGAAAUAUAAGAAGGACCAGAAGUCCAAGGGGCUCGGCUCGUCGUCCGGGGGCCCAUCCCCGGCCGGCAGCCCCCCUCAGCCCAUGCAAUCUACAGCGGGCUUCAUGAACGCCUUACAUACCAUGACCUCCAGCUAUGAGACCCCGUCCCCUCCUGCCUUCGGCAAACCCCACCAGAAUGCCUAUGCUUUGCCGUCGAACUACCAACCGCCACUCAAAGGCUGUGCAGCCCCGCAGAAGUACACAUCCAACCCCGCGCCGCCUGAGUACGAACCCCACGUCCUCCAAGGCAACGGGGGAGCCUAUAGUACACCGAGCAUGCAAAGCAGCCCUGUGUACGUCGGUGGGGGGGGGUACGUGGAUCCACUACCGCCCCCUGCUGGCCCCUCCCUGUAUGGCAUCAACCACCUAUCCCACCAUCCGUCGGGGAACCUGGACUACAACGGGGCACCCUCUAUGGCCCCCAGCCAGCACCACGGACCUUGCGACCCACACCCCACCUACACAGACCUUUCUUCUCACCAUGCGCCUCCUCAGGGUAGAAUCCAAGAAGCGCCCAAAUUGACACACCUGUGAUGGGAGAAGUGAGGGAGGUGGGGUGGAGGAGCACAAGGAGGAAAGGUGUAGGAAAGAGCCAGCCAGACUGAGAUUGCCCAGAGGUGAUGGAGAGG
Messenger RNA from Trichosurus vulpecula (common brushtail), 1382 nucleotides. RefSeq names its product homeobox B3 (gene HOXB3). Gene Ontology annotation, cellular component: nucleus. NCBI's taxonomy places the organism in Eukaryota, Metazoa, Chordata, Mammalia, Diprotodontia, Phalangeridae. The coding region runs from base 1 to 1287 and encodes 428 amino acids. The transcript is spliced from 2 exons. Gene Ontology annotation, molecular function: DNA-binding transcription factor activity, RNA polymerase II-specific; RNA polymerase II cis-regulatory region sequence-specific DNA binding. Gene Ontology annotation, biological process: regulation of transcription by RNA polymerase II. The record is from RefSeq and is a predicted model, not a curated record.